Molecule: messenger RNA, 1680 nt
Organism: Clonostachys rhizophaga
Lineage: Eukaryota; Fungi; Ascomycota; Sordariomycetes; Hypocreales; Bionectriaceae
Source: the annotation of a GenBank genome assembly
AUGUCCGAUUUGUUUACCGAGAAAGCAGGGGAGGAGCGUAAAGGGACGUCAAACGCGUCCGAUACGGAGGUGGUCGCUGACUCCUUCAGCGAGAAGGCAGAGCACGUCACUGAACAAGAUGAACAAUACCCACAAGGUUUGAAGCUCAUUGCCCUUGCAGGGGCUUCGCUAUCCGCUGUCUUUCUGAUUGCUUUGGAUCAGACCAUCGUCGGCACAGCAAUUCCAAAAAUCACUGCCGAGUUCAACGGGCUUGAUGAUGUUUCUUGGUAUGCCGCUGCCUACUUUAUGACAUUUGGAGCGGCACAAACCUCGGCCGGCAAGACCUACAAAUUCUUCAAUCUCAAAUGGACCUUCUUAUGGUCCAUGCUCAUCUUCGAGGUAGGCAGCCUCAUCUGCGGUGUGGCUCCUACCUCGAAAGCUCUUGUAGCAGGUAGAGCUAUUGCUGGUCUGAAUUUUGGGCUAAUAUCCGUCGUGAAAAGCGGAGGUGCUGGUUUAUCAGUAGGCGGCACGAGCAUCAUUUCCCUGACCGUUCCGCCAGUUCGGCGGCCCCUGAUGAUGGGUAUCAUCGGCAUGACUUAUUGUUUAAGUGCUGUCUUAGGUCCGCUCUUAGGCGGCGCCUUUACCGAAUCAGUUACCUGGAGGUGGUGCUUUUACAUUAACCUGCCCAUCGGGGGACUCGCCGCAGCCGCUGUUGUCUUCUUUUUCCACUUGCCCGCUGCCGCGGCGCCUCCCCCGGCUGCUUGGAAAGAGAGGUUGCUGCAUAUCGACCCAGUCGGCGUAGUACUAGUCAUGGGGGCUAUCACUUGUUUUAUUCUUGGGUUGCAAUAUGGAGGAAUCACCCACCCCUGGAACAGCAGCGUUGUCAUUGGUCUUCUCGUCGGCUUCGGUGUCCUCUCAGUUGCGCUGAUAACAUGGGAAAUCUGGAUCGGAGAGUACGCAAUGAUGAUGCCGCGCCUAUACCGGCGACGAUCCCUCUCGGCAACUGCCCCAUUCCAAUUCUUCUUCAUGGGAAGCUACAUUGUUCUGCUAUACUACCUCCCCCUUUACUUCCAGAGUAUUCUCGGCGUCAGCCCCAUUCGGUCCGGCGUGAACAAUCUUCCCCUCAUGGCAUCAGCCGCCGUUUUCGCGCUUGUGGGUGGAAUCGUUGUUAUGAAGACUGGUAGAGCGCAACUCGUUAUGAUGCUAGGGUCGAUGGUUACGACCGCCGCAAUUGGUCUUAUCUAUACUUUGGAUAUCGGAACUUCCACGGCUAGAUGGGCUGGCUAUCAAGUGUUUGUUGGCUCGGUCAUGUCCUUUGCCAUCAUGCAUGGCCUGGCUGUUGCUCAAGCUGACGUAGGUCCAGAAGACCUCUCAGCAGUGACGUCCAAUCUUUUAUUUGGAGGAGCCUUCAGCACCUCAAUAGGGCAGUCAGUCUUCGUCAAUAGACUGCUCCUCGCCUUGGCCGAGUCAGCUCCUGGCGUGGAUCCAAAUCUAGUGUUAUUCACGGGAGCCUCGGACCUGCAGCACGUCUUUUCUGAGGAAGUCCUCCCUGGGGUCCUCAAGGCAUACAUGGUCGGUCUGAAAGGUUCUUUCGCCGUUGCGAUAGCCUUCUGCGGUUGCGCCUUUCUGAUCUCGCUAGCUAUUCCUAUGAAGAAGCUUCCAAGCCAUGAGCCAGGUGAAGGCCCUGUGGCGAUGGCAUGA